AUGUCUAACCUUACCGUCGCGAAUUUGCAGCGCAUCGAUCGCGAUGCCCUAGCCGCGCUUGUUAAAUCCGGCGCCGACGCCUCACAACUGGCAAUUAUUGACGUUCGUGAUUCUGAUCACAUCGGCGGACACAUCCGCUCCUCUAUUUGGGUCGCCAGCGGCCUUCUUGAUCACCGCAUGCCUGAGCUCGUGCGAACCCAGAGAUUUACCAAGAAGGUUGUUUUCCACUGUGCCUUGAGCCAGCAGCGAGGCCCCUCUGCUGCUCUGCGCUAUGCCCGUGAGCGUGAGCUCAUCCUUGGCCCCGAGGAGGACCAGACCGAGAAGCAGGAGAUUCUUGUCCUCGAAGGCGGUUUUGUGGAAUGGCAGGAAAAGUAUGGCAAUGAUGAAACAUUGACCGAGGGCUAUGUGGCAGAUAUUUGGACGAACUACUAG
Messenger RNA from Penicillium verhagenii, 432 nucleotides. Its product is annotated as phosphatase YCH1. Bases 1 to 432 code for a protein of 143 amino acids. NCBI's taxonomy places the organism in Eukaryota, Fungi, Ascomycota, Eurotiomycetes, Eurotiales, Aspergillaceae. The transcript has 2 exons. The record is from RefSeq and is a predicted model, not a curated record. Gene Ontology annotation, cellular component: cytoplasm; nucleus. Gene Ontology annotation, molecular function: protein tyrosine phosphatase activity.